AUGGGCGAGUUACCAGAAACACACGAGGACCUGCCUUUCGGCUUCCUUACCCUUCCUUCCGAAUCUGCGAUGAACGCCGCUGGCCGGACUUCAGACCACCCCUUCAAAGACCUUCGCUCGGCCCGUCGCGUACGUCAACGAUCGAAGAGAUACCCCGAGCGCAUCUACAGCGGCAACAAGCGUCGUCGCAACGACCGAUAUCGCCUCGCACGAGAGAACCAGCUUCGGCACGAGUCCCAACAGGCAGACAUUCAGGAAUGGGAGGACGACUGCUACGACAGAUGGGCACAUGAAGUAGACAUGGAGUACAUGGACGACAUAGAAGCCUACGAACUCUUUGGCAAGAAUGCCCAUAUCUUCGAAGGCACAGCCACUGGAGACAUUACAUCAGGCGAGGACUUUGGCACCUGGGCCCGGCGUCGCAUCGCAGAGAUGCGGCACGUCAAGGAACACCGUAUACACACCUACGGCGAACCCACGAGCCCCGCGCCGCUGGCCAUCCUCCCACACACCAUGUGCGACGACAGGCGACCCGGUCGCGUCAGCGCCACCAUCUCCACCGCGCCUUUCGCAAACCCCCACGAAACAACCCUCCCCACCUCCCUCUCCGAGAUCCGCGCCCAUGCCACACUAGCUUGCAUCCUCACACUUCCAAAAAUCCUCAAACAACGCUGUCGUAGCCGCAACGAGCCCGCUCUACCCGUGAUUCCAGGCUUCUGGUGGUGGGGCGAGUACACCUGGCAAUGGCAUAGGAAUCUGUCUGGGUGCUGUCUUGUUGAGUGGGUUAAGGGAGAAUUGAGGGAGAGGAUGGGCGAGGAUGAGGCUCUUUUGGAGAAGCAGCGAGAGGGAGUUGAAGAAGAGAAGCUGAACGAGUAUGAUCAGGGCUGGGACAGCGAUCUCAGUGACUGGGGUGAUGACUCGCAAGAUGGAUAUGUGAUACUAGGGGAAGAGCACGAUGGAAGUAAGACGUGGUGUUUUGUUAGUGGAAUAGAUGAGGAUUGCUUUAAUGAUCACGACCUUGAGCUGGUUGGUUAG
This is a messenger RNA of Alternaria ventricosa, 1035 nucleotides long. RefSeq lists its product as uncharacterized. The record is from RefSeq and is a predicted model, not a curated record. The coding region runs from base 1 to 1035 and encodes 344 amino acids. Lineage: Eukaryota; Fungi; Ascomycota; Dothideomycetes; Pleosporales; Pleosporaceae. The transcript is spliced from 2 exons.